UAUGCUAAAGAGAACAGAAGAAAUAAAGCAGCAGUACAUUUUAACCUUGAUGCUAGUAUAGUUGAUUAUUGGAUUAAAGCAAGCGCAACUGAAGAAAAAUUAUAUACUUGGUUGAUAGAACAGAGAAAACAGGGACUAGCAGCUACUUACACAAUGUUGCGAGUUAAAAUGUUAGAACUUUUAGAAGAACCUGAAAUAACAAAUCCAUAUAAUUUAUCAAAGGAUUUUAAAACAUCGGACUGUUGGUUAUCUGCAUUUUUAAAAAGAUAUAAAUUAUCUUGGAGACGGCGUACAAAAAUUUCCCAAAAACUUCUCGAACAAACUCAAAAAUCGUUAAAUAAAUUUUAUAACUUGGUUACUGAACUUAAAAAUAAGAAAUCAUAUGAGCUUUGCAAUAUACUUAAUAUGGACGAAACUCCCGUUUGGUUCGAUAUGGCAGAGAACUUUACAGUUGACCAACAA
Messenger RNA from Racocetra persica, 462 nucleotides. Lineage: Eukaryota; Fungi; Glomeromycota; Glomeromycetes; Diversisporales; Gigasporaceae. The record is from the annotation of a GenBank genome assembly.